AAACAAUAAUUAUAUUAAAAAAAAUUACAGUAUACUUAUAAGUAUGUAUCGAAAAUAAAGGAUAGUCUAUCUGAACUCGGUGGUGCCUUCUAUCAAUGGCUGCCACUUAUCCGGUAACACGCGGUUAGCUGUCUCUUGAAUUUUUCCACAGUGUUGCUGAUUAAUGGUGAUUAAAGUGAAUUAACAACAAUGGCUAGAUACGGACAACGUCCUGAAAAUGCACUUAAACGUGCCAAUGAAUUCAUUGAAGUGGGCAAACCAGCUCGUGCUUUAGAUACCCUCCAAGAAGUAUUCCGCAAUAAAAAAUGGACCUACAGUUGGUCGGAAUCGGUCUUGGAACCGAUAAUGUUCAAGUACCUCGACCUCUGUGUCGAGUUAAAAAAGUCUCAUAUCGCGAAAGAAGGUCUCUUCCAGUACCGUAAUAUGUUCCAAUCAGUGAACGUAGGUAGCUUAGAAAACGUGAUCCGGGGAUACUUACGAAUGGCGGAAGAAAAGACCGAAGCCGCCCGUAAACAAAGUCAGCAAGCCGUAAUAGACAUAGAUGACUUAGACAACUUAGCAACCCCCGAGAGUAUAUUGCUCUCCGCAGUAAGCGGCGAAGACGCCCAAGACCGUAGUGACCGUACAAUUUUAACACCUUGGGUAAAAUUCCUCUGGGAGUCUUACUGUCAAUGUCUCGAAUUAUUACGAACAAAUGCCCAUGUGGAGACACUUUACCACGACAUUGCCCGAAUGGCUUUCCAGUUUUGCCUGGAGUACAACCGCAAAACCGAGUUCCGAAAGCUUUGCGAAAAGUUGCGCAAGCAUCUCGAAGAAAUCUGCAAGCUUCCCCAAUUGGUUUCUAACGUUUCAAUGAACAAAGCUGAGACUCAGCAAUUGAAUUUAGAAACACGUUUAAUCCAACUUGACUCUGCCAUUCAAAUGGAACUUUGGCAAGAAGCUUACAAAGCUACCGAGGACAUUCACGGUCUGAUGAACCUGUCCAAAAAGCUUCCCGUUCCCAAAACAAUGGCGAACUACUAUCAAAAACUGGCCAUGGUCUUCUGGAAGGCCGGAAAUUACUUAUUCCACGCAGCUGCGUUGUUCAAACUGUUACAACUUUCCCGCGAAAUGAAGAAAAACAUGUCUGCAGAAGAGCAGCAAAGAAUGGCAAACCGAGUAUUGUUAGCGACCUUAUCAAUCCCCUUACCCUCAGCCCACCCCGAAUUCGAUAGAUUCAUAGAAACUGACAAAAGUCCCCUAGAAAAAGCCCAAAAACUAGCAAUUCUUCUAGGACUUUCCCAACCCCCAACUCGCGCUUCCCUCCUGCGCGAUAUCGUUCGUAUGAACGUCGUAAAUCUAGCGUCCCCUAAGCUUCAAGACCUGUACUCUUGGUUAGAAGUAGAUUUCCACCCUCUAGAAUUGUGCUCCCGUGUCCAUUCCGUAAUCCAAACACUCCAAGUUGAUGAAUCUAGCCCAUUAGCACAGUACGUCCCAGCGUUGCAAGAUGUCACUUUAGUGCGUCUAAUCCACCAGGUAUCCCAAGUUUACCAAACAAUCCAAUUCGCGCGUUUGAUUGAACUUGCCAAGUUCACAACUGACUUUCACCUAGAAAGACUGUUGGUAGAUUGCGUGCGUUAUAAUGACAUGCAAAUAAGAAUUGACCAUGGCAAGCGUUGCAUUCAUUUUGGCGUAGACUUGAGCGAAGCUCAGCGUGAAGACCAUCCAGAUGGUCCUGUUUUGCAAGCUAUGCCUUCCGAGCAAAUUCGUUGCCAAUUGGUUAACAUAGCUACCGUUUUACAUCGUGCUAUUAACAUUAUUUUCCCGACUAAGCGCAAGCAAGAAAGAGAAAAAAUACGCGCUUCUAUGGUUGCGCUUUAUCAUGAGACUAAAAAUAAAGAACAUCAACGUGUUCUAGAUCGUCAGCAUAUUAUAGAACAGCGCAAAGAGUAUAUUGAGCGGGUUAAUACUAUGCGUGAAGAGGAAGAAAUGCGUAGGCAGGAGGAAUUGCACAGACAGCAACAAGUUGCUGAGCACAAACGUUUAGAGCAAGAACGCGAAGAACGCGAGCGUAAGCGCCAACAAAGUGAGAUUCAGCAGAUCAAAGAUCGCCAUUUGAAGGAAAAAAUGCAACAGAUCUCACAGACUAGUCAUGGUCAGAAAGUUCUUAAGAAAUUGGACGAAGAUGAGAUCAAGAAGUUGGAUGCUGAGCAAAUUGCUGCUCGCGAAGCUGAAGAGCUUCAGAAGGAAAGACGCGAGUUGCAGCAAAAGUUGAAGUCGCAGGAGAAAAAGGUUGAUUACCUUGAGCGUGCUAAGAGAAUUGAGGAAAUUCCGUUGUUGAAAAAAGCUGUUGAGGAUAAGCAGGAACUUGCUAAGCAGCAGUGGGAACAGCAGGAACAGGAACGGAUUCUUGCUGCUAUUGAGGAACGCAACCAAGCUGUUGCGACUCGUGAGCGCAUGUCUAGGAUGAAAGAGGACGCUGAUACGUUCUUGGAUAAGAUUUUGGCGGAGCGCAAGAGCGCUUAUUUGGAAAGAUUGCAGGAGUUUGAGGUUAAGUUCAAUGAGGAGCGUGCUAAGCGGUUGCUAGAGCGGAAAAUUGCUAGGAAAGCUGAACGCAAGGCCAAGUGGGAGCAGGAGCGCGCUGAAGCUGCUGAAAGGAAGCUUCAGGAGGAGCUGAGGAUCAAGCAGGAGGAAGAGCGCAAGCGGAUUGAAGAGGAACGUGCUGUUAGGGAGGAAGAGGAGAGAAUUAAGCGCGCUGCUGAAGCUGCUAAAGAAGCUGAGCGGCUGGCUAAAUUGGCAAAGCAAGCGGAGAUUAUGCGCGCUAGGGAAGAAGAGGUUGAACGGAAGCUUGCUGAAGAGCGGAGUAAGGUUACUGAGUCUGACACUUGGCGUCGUGGCGCUGGGGGGUAUAAAGAGCGCAGGGAAGAGUCACGGCCUUCGGGAGUUGAGCGCAAUGAUCGCGAAGCUAAGUCUGAGGUUUCUUCUUGGAGAAAUGAACCUAGGGACGAGGUGAAGUUUUCUAAGGAUAAGGAUAGGGAUUCUAAGGAGGUUAGGGACGGAAGAGACAAUAGAGACACUCGCGGAAGUAAGUUUGAUAAACCUAGGGAAGGUAUGGGUGCUUCCAGUUGGAGACGUGGAGGAGCUGAUGAUAAGAGGGAUGACAAAUUUGAACGCGGACCAAGGCGCAUGGAUGUUACUAGACCUCCGAGGGAUCGCGAUGAUGAUAGGCCGAGAUACCAGAAGUCUUCUGGGUCUAAUGACUGGCGCACUAAAAACACUGAUGAUUCUAGAGACAUGCCGAAGCGUGAUGAAAAAGAUGAACGCGAGCGCAAAGAAGAUAAAUACAAGCGUGAAGAAAAGAGCGACAACCAAGAAGAUGAAGGAUGGUCGAAAGUAAGCAGCAAACGUUAAAAAUGGAUCGAUUAAAAAAUUAUAAUCUUUCGGAUUGUCACUUUUGCAAAAUGGUUUCUUGCAAGCCUCAUUUUUAUUAGCAAAAAAUUGAAAAUUCAAAAAAAUAACAAAUGAAUUACGAGAUGUAACUCUGAUUUAUUGAUAAUUAAAAUUAAGAUUUUUCACAUAAAUAUUUUUUUUAAAGUGCUAAUUAAACAUAUUUAAGUGGCUUCAAUUUUCUCAGGUUUUUUAAAAUUUGUACUAUGAAUAUUUUCAAUUUUGUCCUUUCUAGUUUGAUUUUAUG
Molecule: messenger RNA, 3673 nt
Organism: Cotesia glomerata
Lineage: Eukaryota; Metazoa; Arthropoda; Insecta; Hymenoptera; Braconidae
Gene: eIF3a
Product: eukaryotic translation initiation factor 3 subunit A
Exons: 4
Coding region: 190-3390 (1066 amino acids)
Biological process (GO): formation of cytoplasmic translation initiation complex; translation reinitiation
Cellular component (GO): eukaryotic translation initiation factor 3 complex, eIF3m; multi-eIF complex; eukaryotic translation initiation factor 3 complex, eIF3e
Molecular function (GO): translation initiation factor activity; mRNA binding
Source: RefSeq, a predicted model, not a curated record